UACCGAUGGCGCGCUUUCGCAAAAUUUCCUUGAUUUUCCGAUUUUGAACAAAAUCGUGCUCUUGUCUUGGUAAGUUUUAGUGCAUUUUACAGAAUGUCAACCUUCUCCAAAACUCCACAUCUGCUAACAAAGGAAAGAUUAAAGAGUGCCUUGAGAGCCAACAAUAUUCCUCUGCCGAGAGCGGAGCAAAAGAAAGCUUUCUAUGUCGACUUGUACCUCGAGCACUUGACUUCCCAAGACGACGACGAGGAAUUUUCAUCAGAUGAUGAUGAAUCGUCCGAGUAUUCUCCGAUGCGAGCCAGUGAGAAACUUCCUAGUAAGCCACCACAAAAGAUUGUACUCAAUAAAAGAGUGAAAGGUGGUCUUCCAUUCGAUGUGACAGCUUUGUCUGAUGGUGAUCUUGCAAGGCAGUUGAAAUCCUUUGGCGCCGCUGCAGGACCAAUCACGGACUCCACUCGUCCACUGUAUCAGAAGAAACUUGCUAAGUUGCUGACUGAGGAGUUAAAACACCCUGCCAUCCCACCCUCAGCAAAAAUCUCACCCAAGCAAACAAAGGCAUCCCCACCAGAACGAAAGAUUAAGAAGGAAUAUGAAGACUUUUCAGAUGGUACUGAUGAUGCUACAGCAGAUGAAAUGGAUCUGGAGUCAGUAGAACGUUUAGACUCUUAUAACAUGGAUGAAGAUCAGAAAGAUCAACAAUUUGCUCGCCCAGAAGACCUUCCUCUUCCAAGAUUGAGUUCAACACCAUCAACAUCAACACCCAGAAAAAGAGUUGUUACAAGCACAGUGACAACACAACAGCAGACUAGACAAACUUACAGCAACGAUACAGGGAACAGUGUGAAACAAACUGAUUCUGUGGAAACUGUAGCUGUCAAGAAGAAGUCUCCACCAACCAAAGAAGAAAAAGGCAUUUGUGGUCCUCACAUUCAAAUUUUACUUGCCGUUGUAGUUUUUCUUGUCUUCACAAUAUUUUUAAUUUACCAUCUGAUGGAAGAAAUGCCCAAAAAUGAGAUAGAAGGAAAGUAAUUCAUUUGUAGUGGCAAGUGCAUCUAGUAUAGGUUGUAAUGUUCUUCCUGUUUGUUGCAAAGUGUUUGUUUAAGCACACCCUCUCGCCCUGUGCUAGGGCCUUUUUCUUCCAGACUGUUUAGCAUUUUGCAGGGACUUGGUACAGAUCAGUUUAAAGUAUGGGAGAAUAGGGAAAAAGUCUGGAAAUUUCACAGAUGUACAUGUACAGGGCUGUGCUCCAGAAGCGUCCCGGUGCCACAGGCGACUGACUAUUGCCUUUGGGUGACUGGAAAAACUUACUUUUUUUCAUAUAAGCUUAAGUUCUGGGUACCCAGGAUUUUAUGCUUGGAACCUUUGGGCUCCUCUUAAUUUUUCUUAGACCACAGCCUUGAUGUAUAUGUACAGGGCUCAAAAAAAAAAGUGUCAUCCAGUAGUUCGGAACAAGUAGAUUUUUCUGCCAGGCAAGCAACUUUUCAUUCUCACUUGCCCAGGCAAAUCAUCUGCCAACUAAAUUAGAAAAAAAUUAAACUUGGACUUGCCCAGGGCAAGCAAAAAUUGAGAGCUGUUAUCUGAAAGGUAAGCUGGAAUUCAAGUAUUUUUUCAAGCCCUGAAUAUAGCUAAAAUCUCUUGGAGGUGCAAAUUUUCUUGAUCACUGGGUUACAGUAAACAAAGAGAUGUUUUCUCAGCCAGAGAAAUCAAGAAACAGUGUGUGCAAGGAAAGUCCUGUCUGAUAGUCGAGGUCCAACGGAUUUUCCAUUCAGGGUGGUGGAUUCUGUCUGUCCUUCACUUGUCCAAAGUGCAAUGAGGCUUCUUAAAUCAUAGAUAAAUCAUAGAUAGAGCAACCCUGAAGAUCUGUCUUCUUUGUACCCUGAAAACAGAUCCUUCAGCAGUCGACUUUUUGUACUCAGCCUAUUAUUUACAUCCCUAGAAUUAGUAUCUGAUUAGGGAAAUUCUAAAUUUCUCGCCAAAGUGAUGAGUUUGUUGUUGCUGCAGAUUUUCGUGGAGAGUAUUGUAGAUUUUCUUUCAUUGUUGUCAGUGAAUAUCAUUUUCUGCACGAGAAAAUUCAAACAGUAAAUAGAAAACAGUGUGAAAAGUCAGGAGAAAUUCUUGAUUGGCAAUCAUGUAACUAAUUAUCGCUGGUCUGGAUUCCACUGCUCGUGGAAAGUUGAGUUAAAGCACUUAGAAUGGUUCCCUUGUUUUAAAAUUUCAGGGUGACAUGUCCUCCGUCACACCGAUACUGGCUUAAAUUAUAAGGGUUUUGUGAGUUAAGUUAAUUAUAUCUACGCGACAUGCAUUCACCACACUUGGGGAAAAUGCAUUGAAAUUAAGUGCAGUAGAUAGUUACAUGUAUGGCUUAGUUAUACUAUAGGAAAAGAAACGUCUUGCAAAAAUAAUUUGUAGUCAUGUCACAGGUAAUUUUGCGUCCUUGUGUGCAACAAAUACGUAGAGUAAGCCAAUUUAGCUUUCUUUUUUUUAGGUUUGUCUCUGUUACUAGAUUUAGACUUGUUUGAGAGAGGAAAAAAAAACAGAUUUUUGUACCAUGGACUUUUAAUUUAAUGAAAUCACCUUAA
Messenger RNA from Orbicella faveolata, 2579 nucleotides. RefSeq lists its product as uncharacterized. The record is from RefSeq and is a predicted model, not a curated record. Lineage: Eukaryota; Metazoa; Cnidaria; Anthozoa; Scleractinia; Merulinidae. Gene Ontology annotation, molecular function: DNA binding.